UCAAUUUGAAAAACUCAAUUGAUAUAAUUAUAAAUUAAAGCUUGAUGGUUGGGGGCUUAGCUCUGAACACCAGCUACUCAUCACCCUCAUAAAUAGAGUUAUAACCACCAUACCUGCCAAUGUCGUAACCACCUCGGCGAGAAUCCUCGUGACCACCUCGGUUGAGCUUCCUCCAGGCUCGAGAGUGAGUGAUCCAUUCUUAUUUUACUUACCAUUUCAUACCCCGGUGAGGACCUUUGUUGCCUUUCCAUUUGUUCCUCGGACUUGAAUUCCAUGCAUGGUUGGUUGUGGUCGAUAAGUGAUUUUGUUGAGACUUGCAUUCAUGCAUGAAUAGGUUGAGAACUUUUCAUUUGCCUGUUUUGGUGGCUUUGAAUGUCGUUUGUGGUGGAUGUAAGUAUUGCUUGCAACGGUUCAUGUGUUGAUUGUCAAUAAACAUUGAGAAUUCCCGUUUCGUGCCCUUUGAGUUGUCCCCAAAGUAUUUAUAUAGGUUGAAACAUUACCGUGUGCGUGAAAUGGUUUGCUUGGGGACAAGAAAACGUCUAAGUGUGGGGGAUUGAUUCGGGUCUAAUUGCACAUGUUUUGCCCCCCUUUUUACUUUGUUGUUUGUGCGAAAUUCACUCCUUAAAGGUUGGUUUUACGCUAGGUUCUUUGUGUUCGAGUGUGUUUUAGGAUUUAGCAGGUGAAACUAGCCUCGAAGUCGAAAGAUUGGCGAAAAGGAUCGAAAACCGGGAGAAGAGGUGAAAAAGAGCCAGUUCACAGCUAACAAAGGGAGUUCGCGGUCUUGCAUGACCGUGAAGAAGAGGAGUUGACCGUGAAUCGCGAGGCGUCUAGAGCCAAAGUGAAGGUUACUGACGCAAGGUGAGUUCACGUUCACUAAGACCGUGAACAAAGCCAGUUGACCGUGAACUCGAGUGAACGAUGCGACGCGUUUUGGUGCACACCUGCAGUUCGCGGGCGUGUUUCAUAGUUCACGAUCGUGAACUCAGGCUGUGAACUCAGAUCAUCUCUGGUUUAAAAGAUGAGUUGAAAGGAGGAGAGAGGAAAGAGGAAAGAGCCCAUUUGGUGUGAAAAGCCUUCUUCUUCAUUCUAGAGAGAGAAACACAAACCAAAGGGAGAAGAAGGCUGGAGUUCAGCUUCAAGGCAGAUUUUGAGAAGAUUUCCUCCAAGGGAAGCUCAACUCAAGGGCCAAGAAGUCUGGGAGCAUCCUCCAAGAUGGGUUCCAUCUCUUUCCCUUUUGUUUUUCCCACUUCUAGCAUGGAGUAUACCUCAUUUCAUUGGGUGUUGUGAAACCCUAACUCUACCAUGUAGUUUUCUUUUAUGUGUUUUGGAUAAUUGUCAUUGGGUAUUUUUUAAUUCAAUGAAUGAGGUAUUAUUCAUCAUGAUUGUGCAUGCUUGUGCUUAGCAACCUAGGGGUUGUGCAUAUUUUGUGCUUAGCAUCCUUAGGUUUGUGCAUGUUGGUGCUAGCAAUCUAAUUAGCCACCUUAGGCUAGAUUAAAGAGGAGAAUCCUCCUUCCAAGGGAGACUCAAUCGAGUUGGUUUUCCUUCCGCUUUCUAAGCCACCUAAACUAGGUUAAGUUAGGGCAAACCUCAAUAUUUAGUUAAACAAAUCGGUUAAUCGUGAUUAAGCCGUCCGACCCUAGAGUUGAGUGAGGGAGUAAGUCAACUACCGAUUAUCUAAACCGAGAGGGUCGAGUGACACGGCCUUUCAUGCUUACCUCGGUUUAGAAAUUGAGAUUGUGGUCUCCAACCAUAUAUGCAUCCCUCUGCGGUUCACGAUUACCGUGCCCAAAGUAAUCGGUCCAAUUCACAUAGCAUGGUAGCAGUUAGGGGGGAGCGACACCCGAGUGAUCUUUCCACCAAAGAGUUAUCAAAACCAUUUACCUUUGCUUUCUUUCAUUUCAAUUAGCAAACCUUUAAACCAAAGGUUUGUUGCUAAAUAAUGAUUUCAACAACUGAAGUAGGGGUAGACGGACCGACCUGGGCCGAUAUCUAAAUACUUUCCCCAUACUGCACCCGAUUAGAGUUUAAAAACUUGGGCUCUAGUUGGGAUUUUAUUGUGGUAAAGUUUCGUGCGAGUCAAGUUUUUGGCACCGUUGCCGGGGACAACGGUCUGUUAUUCUGAAAAGUUGUUGGUUGUUAAUCUAGCUUUUAAUUUCAAGUUUUACAAGUGUGUGUUCUUUGCUUGUGCUAGAAUUGGUGUGUUUUCCGAUUGUGUGUAGGUGGUACAUGACCCGGAGCAACCCGAAACCUUUGCUACCGCUUGACGAGGACAUAAACCGAACUCUCCGACUCCUAGCAUGGGAGAGAGAGCUAGCAGAGGCAAGGAGAAGAAGUGAAAGAGGGGGACAACGUUUGGAUCCCGGUGUUAGUGGAGAAGUAGUUGAAGAAGUGGAAGUUGAACCCGUCAUUGAAGUCGAAUGGCGGGGAACCAAAGGCAAGAUGGAGCCGCUCAAGCCCGACAACUGAACGAUGCGGCGGAGGAAGAGGAUGCCCCAAGGACGAUGAGGUACUAUAUGGCCCCAAGGUCGGUGGACCUUCAAUUGGAAAUCCUACAUCCUCCAGUGGCAGCAAACAAUUUCGAGAUCAUGCCGCCUCUAGUGACUAUGAUACAAAGUAAUGCUCUAUUCGACGGCCUUGAGAGCGAGUCACCAAGAGAGCACGUGCAGAGAUUCUUGGAGCUCGCGGGGAGUUUGAAAAUUAAUGGUGUGCCGGCCGAAACUUUACAACUAAGGCUUUUCCCUUACUCACUCUCGGGGAAAGCACAUAGGUGGCUAAACAACCACACACCUCGGUCUAUCACCUCAUGGGACGACCUCCUCAACAAGUUUAUGGCUCGUUAUUGCCUUCCUUUGAAGACGGCGGAGUGGAGAAAGAAGAUUACACAUUUCGAGCAAGAAGAGGACGAGACCUUGAGGGAUGCUUAGGAGAGGCACUCCGAUUACUUUCAUCAGUGCCCUCACCACGGGUUUGAAGAACAGUUCCGGAUGGAAACCUUAUAUGGAGGCCUAAUGCAAGAAGAUAAAAUCCUCAUUGACUC
Molecule: messenger RNA, 3037 nt
Organism: Linum trigynum
Lineage: Eukaryota; Viridiplantae; Streptophyta; Magnoliopsida; Malpighiales; Linaceae
Source: the annotation of a GenBank genome assembly